UGGUCUUUUGCUACUGCUUCGACUUUGGUAAAUGCAAUUCCCGCACCAUGAAAUAUAAUAUACGCAAAUAUAUAGUAUUUGUUUAUUGCAAAUGGUGGGCUCUCUGAUUCUGCGCUAGGGGGCAUGAAUUGAGGGGGGUGCUGGUGGCCCCUAUUUUUGGCAGCACAGAAUGGCGGUGAACUGAUCAAUACUUUGGGAGGAGAGCGGGAAGAGCUAGAUAUUGGAGCUCAUGCUGGAACUUUGAUUUCAUUGGGCUGAAACUGAAACCAUAGCCCAUAGGGGAAUUCGAUUUUCUUUUUGAGGUGUUCGAGUAAUUGAUUUAUAAUUUCAUCUUGAUUCUCGACUUCUCAUCGAAAAGAUAAAUAUGUCUGCACAGCGUGGCCAGUCUUCGACAAACUCUGCCCGGUCGAGGCAUAGUGCUCGGGUAAUUGCACAGACGUCCGUGGAUGCGAAGCUCCAUGCGGACUUUGAAGAAUCAGGCAGUUCGUUUGAUUAUUCGACCUCUGUGCGUGUUACAAACGUGCAGGAGAGGCCCAGGUCUGAUAAGGUUACCACGGCUUACCUUCAUCAGAUACAGAAGGGGAAGCAGAUACAGCCAUUUGGGUGUCUGUUGGCCCUUGAUGAGAAAACAUUCCGAGUGAUUGCCUAUAGUGAAAAUGCUCCUGAAAUGCUCACAAUGGUGAGUCACGCUGUUCCAAGUGUAGGCGACCACCCAGUUCUUGGCAUUGGAUCUGAUAUCAGGAGUGUUUUUACUGCUCCGAGUGCUGCAGCAUUGCAGAAGGCUUUAGGUUUUGGUGAGGUUUCGCUUCUAAACCCUAUUUUGGUUCACUGCAAGACUUCCGGGAAACCGUUUUAUGCCAUAAUCCAUAGAGUCACAGGUAGCUUAAUUAUUGAUUUUGAGCCUGUGAAGCCUCAUGAGGUCCCUAUGACUGCUGCGGGGGCACUGCAGUCGUAUAAGCUGGCAGCCAAAGCUAUUACGCGUUUGCAAUCUUUGCCUAGUGGGAGCAUAGAACGACUCUGUGAUACCAUGGCACAGGAAGUCUUUGAACUCACUGGUUAUGACAGGGUGAUGAUCUAUAAGUUUCAUGAAGAUGAUCAUGGUGAGGUGUUUACGGAGAUCAGGAAGCCUGGCCUCGAACCUUAUGUGGGCUUACAUUAUCCUGCUACGGAUAUACCUCAAGCUGCUCGGUUUCUGUUUAUGAAGAACAAGGUCCGGAUGAUAUGUGAUUGUCGAGCUAAUCAUGUGACAGUGGUUCAGGAUGCGAACCUCCCCCUUGAGCUGACAUUGUGUGGCUCGACGCUCAGAGCCCCUCACAGUUGCCAUUUGCAAUACAUGGAGAACAUGAAUUCAAUAGCAUCUUUGGUAAUGUCGAUUGUAGUCAACGAGGGUGAUGAAGAGGGCUCUGAUUCUACACAUCCGGAGAAGAGGAAAAGGCUUUGGGGACUGGUGGUUUGCCAUCACACAAGCCCCAGAUUCGUCCCCUUCCCUCUCCGAUAUGCUUGUGAGUUUCUUACUCAAGUUUUUGCAAUUCAUGUUAACAAGGAGUUGGAGCUUGAAAGUCAGAUGCUGGAGAAGAACAUUCUAAGAACUCAGACGCUCUUGUGUGAUAUGUUGUUGCGUGAUGCACCGUUGGGCAUUGUAUCCCAGAGCCCCAACGUAAUGGAUCUUGUCAAAUGUGAUGGUGCUGCCCUGAUGUACAAGAACAAGAAAUAUAGGCUGGGGCUGACGCCAAGCGACUUUCAGAUUCGGGAUAUAGUUUCGUGGCUUGAUGAGUACCACAGGGACUCGACAGGCUUGAGUACGGACAGCUUGUAUGAUGCUGCUUUUCCAGGUGCUCUGGCCCUAGGUGAUGCAAUUUGUGGAAUGGCAGCUGUUAAGAUAACCGACAAGGACUGGCUUUUCUGGUUUAGAUCACACACUGCAGCUGAGAUUCGUUGGGGAGGCGCAAAGCACGAACCAGAUGACAAGGAUGAUGGUAGGAAGAUGCAUCCAAGAUCGUCGUUCAAGGCAUUCCUUGAAGUUGUCAAGACAAGGAGUCUACCAUGGAAGGAUUAUGAGAUGGAUGCAAUCCACUCUUUGCAGCUUAUCCUAAGAAACUCUUUCAAGGAUGCGGAGAAUACGAGUUCAUACACCAAGGCUAUCCAUACACAGCUUAAUGACCUUCAAAUCGAUGGGAUACAGGAGCUUGAAGCUGUGACCUCUGAGAUGGUUCGACUGAUUGAAACUGCCUCAGUGCCUAUAUUGGCUGUUGAUGUAGAUGGUAUGGUGAAUGGCUGGAAUACCAAGAUCGCAGAUUUAACUGGUCUUCCCGUUGAAAAAGCAAUUGGCCAGCAUUUUCUUUCUCUCCUGGAAGAUUCUUCAGCUGAUAGAGUGAGUUCCAUGUUGGAACUGGCGCUUAAAGGUGAAGAAGAGCGAAACGUGCAUUUCGAGAUCAAAACGCACGGGGAAAGAAGUGAGUCUGGUCCAGUCAGCUUAGUUGUAAAUGCUUGUGCUAGCAGGGAUGUGAAGGAGAACGUAGUGGGAGUGUGUUUUAUUGCUCAGGACAUAACAGCCCAGAAGAGUAUGAUGGACAAGUUCACAAGAAUCGAAGGAGAGUACAAAGCUAUCGUUCAAAAUCCUAACCCAUUGAUCCCACCUAUAUUUGGGACAGAUGAGUUUGGCUGGUGUUCCGAGUGGAAUGCUGCUAUGACUAAAGUAUCUGGGUGGACUAGGGACGACGUGAUUAAUAAAAUGCUCAUGGGUGAGGUAUUUGGGACGAACACAGCUUGCUGCCGUCUCAAGAAUCAAGAGGCUUAUGUGAACCUUGGGAUUGUGCUGAACAACGCGGUGACUGGCCAAGAUAAUGAAAAAAUACCAUUUGGGUUUUUUUCAAGGAGUGGAAAGUAUGUAGAAUGCCUACUGUGUGUUAGCAAGAAGCUCGAUGCAGAGGGUGCAGUAACUGGAGUGUUCUGUUUCUUACAGCUGGCUAGUCAAGAGCUACAGCAAGCGCUCCAUGUUCAACGCCUAUCAGAACAAACUGCAUUGAAAAGAUUAAAAGUUCUGUCUUACAUCAGAAAGGAGAUCAGGAAUCCUCUUUCUGGGAUUAUAUUUUCGAGGAAGAUGAUGGAAGGAACUAAUCUGGAUGAUGAGCAGAAAAACCUUCUGCGUACUAGUCUUCACUGCCAGCGCCAGAUGAACAAAGUUCUGGACGAUACAGAUCUUGACCAUAUAAUUGAGGGGUACUUAGAUCUGGAAAUGGUGGAGUUUAAGCUGCACGAGGUCUUGAUCGCUGCCAUUAGUCAAGUGAUGAUUAAGAGCAAUGGGAAGGGUAUUACUAUAGUUGAUGACUUGGCUCCUAACCUCUCUACAGAAACGCUAUAUGGCGACAGUUUGAGACUUCAGCAGAUCCUAGCUGCUUUUCUUCUUAUUUCAGUUACUUACACACCAAACGGAGGUCAACUAGGCAUUGCUGCCUCCUUGACUAAAGACUCCAUAGGAAAAACCAUUCAGCUUGGCCAUUUGGAGUUCAGGAUAACACAGAGCGGCGGAGGAGUGCCCCAACAAGUGCUGAACCAGAUGUUUGGGGACGACGUGGAUGCAUCUGAUGAGGGCAUCAGCCUCUUUAUCAGCAGAAAACUAGUGAAGCUAAUGAAUGGCGACGUUCAGUAUCUGAGGGAAGCUGGAAGAUCCACCUUCAUAAUAUCCCUCGAGCUUGCCAUUUCUAACAACUCAUAAGCUAUAGCAUGAUGUUUUCCUAUCAAGUGUUGCAUUUCAAGCUUCUGUUUUUAUGCCCUCUUGGAAAACCUUUAUAUAAGCUUAAGUUUCGUUGCCAAAUCUAACAACUGUUUCUGGUUC
This is a messenger RNA of Salvia hispanica, 3835 nucleotides long. It is a transcript of the gene PHYA, whose product is annotated as phytochrome A. The record is from RefSeq and is a predicted model, not a curated record. Lineage: Eukaryota; Viridiplantae; Streptophyta; Magnoliopsida; Lamiales; Lamiaceae. Gene Ontology annotation, molecular function: protein homodimerization activity; photoreceptor activity; phosphorelay sensor kinase activity. Gene Ontology annotation, biological process: detection of visible light; protein-tetrapyrrole linkage; red, far-red light phototransduction.